Molecule: messenger RNA, 1374 nt
Organism: Histoplasma mississippiense
Lineage: Eukaryota; Fungi; Ascomycota; Eurotiomycetes; Onygenales; Ajellomycetaceae
Product: glutamate carboxypeptidase
Exons: 5
Coding region: 1-1374 (457 amino acids)
Biological process (GO): proteolysis
Molecular function (GO): metallodipeptidase activity
Source: RefSeq, a predicted model, not a curated record
AUGGCACCUCAGCUGGAACCGUUUUUCAAGGAGGUUGACAACCUCCAAGACCACUUCAUUGAUCGCCUGAGAAAAGCUGUUGCUAUCCCGUCAAUUUCUGCCCAGGAUGACAACAGACGGGAUGUUGUCAGAAUGGGAGAAUUCCUUGUCGAUGAACUCAAGCGUCUGGGAGCUGAAGUUGAGAUCCGACAACUAGGGAAGGAACCUGGACGGCCUCAUCUGGAACUGCCCCCUGUCAUCCUCACCCGCUACGGCAACGACAAGAACAAGAGGACCAUUCUCGUCUAUGGUCAUUACGAUGUGCAGCCCGCCCUUCGUGAGGAUGGCUGGAACACGGAGCCCUUCACCCUUACAGUCGAUGAGAAAGGCAGAAUGUUCGGUCGUGGCAGCACGGAUGACAAGGGCCCCAUCAUGGGUUGGCUAAACGUCAUCGAAGCGCACCAGAAGGCUGGAGUCGAUUUCCCCGUCAACCUGCUCGGCUGCUUUGAGGGUAUGGAAGAGUACGGCUCGCUGGGGCUCGAGGAGUUCGUAAAAGCCGAAAGUAAGGCGUUUUUCAAGGAUGCUGAUGCUGUAUGCAUCUCUGAUAACUACUGGCUGGGUACUGAGAAACCAUGUCUCACCUACGGUUUGCGCGGUUGCAAUUACUACUCGCUCACCGUCUCCGGCCCGGGACAGGACUUGCACAGCGGCGUCUUUGGCGGCACGGUCCAUGAACCUAUGACGGAUCUGGUCAUUCUCCUCUCCAAGCUGGUUGAUGCUAAAGGCAACAUCCAGAUUCCAGGCAUAAACGAGCUCGUUGCUCCACUGACAGAGGAUGAGAAGAGCUUGUACACUAACAUCGGUUUCACCAUGGAUAACCUGUACGAGUCUCUUGGCAACACCACCUCCAUUUUCCCAGACAAAGAAUCCACCCUCAUGAGACGAUGGCGCUAUCCAUCUCUCUCCGUCCACGGCGUGGAAGGCGCUUAUUCCGCGCCGGGUGCCAAGACAGUUAUUCCCGCAAAAGUCAUUGGAAAGUUCUCCAUCCGUACCGUGCCCAAUAUGGAGAGCGAUGAUGUGGACCGAUUGGUGUUUGAUUAUGUGAAGGCCGAGUUCGCCAAAUUGAACAGCAAGAAUACUAUGGAUUGCUCGCUGCAGCAUGGUGGGAAGUGGUGGGUGGCUAGCCCUAAACACUGGAAUUUCCAGGCUGCGAGUAAGGCUGUUAAGCAGGUAUUUGGUAUGGAGCCGGAUAUGACGAGGGAGGGCGGGAGCAUCCCCAUCACCCUCACUUUCGAAGAAGCCACUGGCAAGAACGUCCUUUUGUUGCCCAUGGGCAGCUCGACGGAUAUGGCACAUUUCCACCAACGAGAAGCUCGACAAGCGCAACUACAUUGA